CUCAUCUCAAUUCGCACAGAGGCUCAGUUUCUAAUAAUAUGACGACAUGCACAUGUAGCAAGGCUUAGCAAGUGCCUGACCUAUCCUCAGGCUUGUGGACGCAUCUGAGUGCCACUUUGCUAUCUCAAUUGGGAACCCAAUGGAGGCAGUGGCGACAGGUACAAGUACUGCCUCUGAUCUCUGUGUUCCUUUUUGUUUUCAAUUCAUCAAACAACGUCCUCUUUCAAGCUUCAAUUGAAGCCUCAAUCGCUCAGCGAAUCAAUUCAAAGUUAUGCUAGACGCAACUACAAACACUGCAAUAACGGGAGGAGCUCCCAGUGAGCAAGAACUCAAUUGCACAACAUGCCUUGCUCACUUCGAGACUAAGGAGAUGAAGAGAGAUCAUAUGAGAGCAGCGUGGCAUGUCUACAACCUGAAACGCAAGAUCGCCUCUCUUCCUCCCAUCUCUCUCAAGAUCUUCGAGACACAAGUGCGGACCUCGGAGUCGGGGAGCGAGGAUGAGAAGUGGGGCACUAGCUCCAAGGCACCGAAGCAUGUUCUGAGAUCCGAUCAGCUAGAGUCGGAAGCACCAGAGGCUCUUGCCUCAGUCAGCCUACUCUCGUCUAACGAUGAAGAGGGUUUUGAUGGGACACAGUGUUUAUUCAGGACGCAUACGAUGUUGUUGGUAGAGGACAUGAUGAGGAUAAUCUCUGAGGACAAGCCUCUCAAAGAGUGAUUGGUUCAAAUCGUAGCCGUCCCCCUUCUCUACAGCAAGAUCGUGGUGCACCUUAGGCCGAAGCUACUUGUGAUCGCCAAUUAAGAUCAACUAUUUGGUUUCCGGUCCCAAGCGGUGAGAUAGACUAGAGAGCCUAAAUAUAC
Molecule: messenger RNA, 858 nt
Organism: Hyaloscypha bicolor E
Lineage: Eukaryota; Fungi; Ascomycota; Leotiomycetes; Helotiales; Hyaloscyphaceae
Exons: 4
Coding region: 272-715 (147 amino acids)
Biological process (GO): ribosomal large subunit biogenesis
Cellular component (GO): preribosome, large subunit precursor
Source: RefSeq, a predicted model, not a curated record